Molecule: messenger RNA, 916 nt
Organism: Coffea eugenioides
Lineage: Eukaryota; Viridiplantae; Streptophyta; Magnoliopsida; Gentianales; Rubiaceae
Product: V-type proton ATPase subunit c''2
Exons: 4
Coding region: 111-641 (176 amino acids)
Biological process (GO): proton transmembrane transport
Cellular component (GO): proton-transporting V-type ATPase, V0 domain
Molecular function (GO): proton-transporting ATPase activity, rotational mechanism
Source: RefSeq, a predicted model, not a curated record
AUCCAAUCGUCAACAUGGUUCCUCUAUCCAUCGAUCGAGACUGAUCAAAAUCUCUCCUGAAUUUGUUAGGAUACACAGGUUUUGUUCCUGGUGGAAAAAAAUUGUUAACCAUGGAGUCUUCGAGCUCGUGGUCGCGGGCUUUGGUUCAGAUCUCGCCCUACACUUUCUCCGCCGUCGGAAUCGCCAUCGCCAUCGGUGUCUCUGUCCUCGGCGCUGCUUGGGGGAUAUUUAUAACUGGAAGCAGUUUAAUUGGUGCAGCUAUUAAAGCCCCUCGCAUUACAUCAAAAAAUCUUAUCAGUGUAAUUUUUUGUGAGGCUGUUGCUAUAUAUGGAGUUAUUGUGGCUAUCAUUCUUCAGACAAAGUUAGAGAGUGUCCCUACUUCCCAGAUAUAUGCUCCAGAAUCCCUUAGAGCAGGCUACUCCAUCUUUGCUUCAGGAAUAAUUGUGGGCUUUGCAAAUCUUGUCUGUGGGUUAUGUGUGGGAAUAAUUGGAAGCAGCUGUGCUUUGUCUGAUGCACAGAACUCCACACUUUUUGUUAAGAUUUUGGUUAUCGAAAUUUUUGGUAGCGCACUUGGACUGUUUGGAGUCAUUGUUGGAAUCAUCAUGUCGGCACAAGCUUCAUGGCCCUCAAAGAAUGCAUGAGUUUGUACCAUCACAGGGUUAUUGCUGUAUGAUACACGAAACAUUUUUCUUUUUUAUCCCUUGUUUUCCAUCUUUUCUCUCUUUAAGGCAUUUAAAUAGUAGAUUCUGUACGAGGUGCUUGAACUUUAAAACACUUGUUGAUUGAUCGUGUGUUAUAAGGUCAUUUGGGCAUUCAUGUCAUGUUUCAUCUUGCUUUAUGAAUCUUGUGAUCAAUCAGUACCAUGUAAAUCUGUAUUCAGGGGCCAGUGGCUCAAAGAAAGACUUGGUUGGGGUCA